Molecule: messenger RNA, 2694 nt
Organism: Capsella rubella
Lineage: Eukaryota; Viridiplantae; Streptophyta; Magnoliopsida; Brassicales; Brassicaceae
Product: protein WEAK CHLOROPLAST MOVEMENT UNDER BLUE LIGHT 1
Exons: 3
Coding region: 202-2574 (790 amino acids)
Source: RefSeq, a predicted model, not a curated record
AAUUAUGAGAAAGAGAGAAUGACAGAUGGAUGAAGAAGAUGAGGACGAGAGAGAUAUAGCUUCAUCAUUUGUCUUUCCGACCGCUUUUAUCUCUUCCUAGUUUCUGUCUGAACAUAUUUUUUUUUUUGAAUAAUAAAUUUAAUUUUUUCUACUACCUCCGAUCAUCAUCGACCUUGUUCAUCUUCCUCCUGUUACAGGCUAAUGGAGGACUUAAAAACUCCUGAAGAAACUGUUAGUGGAGAUAUUGUUAGUGAUGUUGCUGCAACAUUAAACCCUGAGUUGAUUGAAUUGGCCAGUCAAGAAUCUAACUUACGUUCAGUUUCAAAGGUUGAUAAUAUUCCACAAUCUCAAACUGAUAAUGAAGAGACUCAACUAUCUCAAACUGAUAGCUCAACUGGAAAUGGCAAUGCGAAAAAUGUCGAUGAUACAUUUUCUGCUUCUGAUGCUGCAAGUUCUGCGGGGUUAACGGAAAAAGAUACAUUGAAUGCAACGAUCGUAGAAGAAGUGUCAGAGUUAAAUGAGAUUGGUUUACCUAGUGUUAAGAUUACUGAGGCUGUGGUGGGUACAUCAAGAAAUGGUGGGUCACGGAUGAGCGCUGUGGAGCCGAAAAAUGUGGACGCACAUAGAGGUUUAAUCGAUACCGCUGCGCCUUUCGAAUCUGUUAAAGAAGCUGUCUCAAAAUUUGGAGGAAUUACAGACUGGAAAUCUCACCGAAUGCAAGCAGUAGAGAGGCGCAAGCUUAUAGAAGAAGAGCUUAAAAAGAUCCAUGAUGAGAUUCCUGAGUACAAAACACAUUCGGAAACCGCUGAGGCUGCGAAACUAAAAGUGCUUAAAGAGCUAGAAAGCACAAAGAGACUGAUUGAACAGUUGAAACUUAAUUUGGAGAAGGCGGAAACAGAAGAACAACAGGCGAAGCAGGACUCAGAGCUUGCUAAGCUAAGGGUUGAGGAGAUGGAACAAGGAAUAGCUGAAGAUGCCAGUGUUGCAGCUAAAGCGCAGCUUGAGGUGGCCAAGGCGAGGCAUACGAGAGCCAUUACAGAGUUGUCGUCUGUCAAGGAUGAGCUAGAAACUCUGCACAAGGAAUAUGAUGCGCUGGUGCAAGAUAAAGAUUUGGUUAUAAAGAAAGUAGAAGAAGCAAUGUUGGCAUCAAAAGAAGUUGAGAAGACAGUUGAAGAACUCACCAUAGAGCUGAUAGCUACAAAAGAGUCACUGGAAUCAGCACAUGCUUCUCAUUUAGAGGCGGAAGAACAGAGGAUUGGAGCAGCCAUGGCCAGAGACCAGGAUACUCACCGUUGGGAGAAGGAACUGAAGCAAGCGGAAGAAGAACUUCAAAAACUUAACCAACAGAUAAAUUCUUCAAAGGACCUAAAAUCAAAGCUUGACACUGCUUCAGCGCUGCUUCUUGAUUUGAAGGCAGAAUUGGUAGCUUAUAUGGAAUCAAAGCUAAAACAGGAAGCGUGUGACUCAACCACAAAGAGCGAUGCUUCGACAGGAAACAUGAGCCAUCCUGAUUUACAUGCAGCUGUUGCCUCUGCAAAGAAGGAACUUGAAGAAGUCAAUGUCAAUAUCGAAAAAGCAGCUGCUGAAGUGAAUUGCUUGAAAUUAGCCUCCUCUGCUUUACAACUGGAACUGGAGAAAGAAAAGUCUGCUCUUGCCUCAAUCAAACAAAGAGAAGGAAUGGCUUCCAUAGCAGUUGCUUCUUUAGAGGCUGAAAUUGACAGAACGAGAUCGGAAAUUGCUUUAGUUCAGUCAAAGGAGAAAGACGGGAGAGAUAAAAUGGUGGAGCUACCUAAGCAACUUCAGCAAGCAGCAGAAGAAGCUGAUGAAGCAAAGUCGCUUGCUGAACUUGCUCGUGAGGAGCUACGAAAGGCGAAAGAAGAUUCAGAUCAAGCAAAAGCUGGAGCAAGUACAAUGGAGAGCAGGCUAUUUGCUGCUCAAAAGGAAAUCGAGGCAGCUAAAGCUUCAGAGAGGCUGGCCUUAGCCGCAAUCAAGGCUUUGGAGGAGAGUGAAUCAACACUGAAAGCGAAUGACAUCCAUUCUCCACUAAGCGUUACACUUUCCUUAGAAGAGUACUAUGAGCUCAGCAAACGCGCUCACGAGGCAGAAGAACUGGCAAACGCUAGAGUAGCAGCAGCGGUUUCAAGGAUCGAGGAAGCUAAAGAAACAGAAAUGAGAAGCUUGGAGAAGUUGGAAGAGGUAAACAGAGACAUGGAUGCGAGAAAGAAGGCUUUAAAAGAAGCAACUGAAAAGGCUGAGAAGGCUAAAGAAGGGAAGUUGGGGGUGGAACAGGAGCUCAGGAAAUGGAGGGCAGAGCAUGAACAGAAGAGAAAGGCUGGUGAUGGAGUAAACACUGAGAAAAGCCAAAAAGGUAGCUUUGAAGGAGGAAAGGAGCUAAGUAAGUUGGAACAAUCACCUGAAACUGUUGCUUAUGCCUCCAGCCCAAGUGACUCAUAUGGAACAGAAGAUAACUCUGAAACCAAUCAAUCCCCACAGACCAAAUCUGGAAAGAAAAAGAAGAAGCUUUCUUUUCCCCGGUUUUUUAUGUUCUUGUCAAAGAAGAAGUCACAUAAUUAACUUCAGUAGCUAUUCAUACAUCUAACUCUAUUUUUCUAUCUCAUCUGUUGGAGCUUUGAUUCCAGAAAGAACUUCACUCGAACAUGUAUUUGUGAUGUAAAUGGUGUUUUCUUUUUUCUU